Labrus bergylta (ballan wrasse) is the source of this 1723-nucleotide messenger RNA. The record is from RefSeq and is a predicted model, not a curated record. NCBI's taxonomy places the organism in Eukaryota, Metazoa, Chordata, Actinopteri, Labriformes, Labridae.
CUGUGGGAGACCUUACAUCAAACUGAGCCAUGGGGAGGGCUCCAUGGACAAGGGAGACAGGAUACCACGGCCAGAGGACCAAGUGGUUGUGUCAUCAGACUAUGACAGCACCCACGAAGCCAACCACAGUGACAGCAGUGAUGUAGCCCAAACAGAGGAGGACGCAGAGGAGGGGAAAAACCCCGCCCAGAAUGUCAUCCUCCCACUAAUACCUCCGGAGGACAAACCCAUUCUGGCUCCAGAACCGUUAUUAAUGGAGGACUUAGAGCCCCUGAUGAGUCAGCUAAACAAUUGGAACUUCCCCAUCUUCACAAUGAUGGAGAAAACCAACGGGAAAUGUGGGCGCAUCCUCAGUCAGGUCGCCUACAGGCUCUUUGAAGACACUGGCCUGUUUGAAACCUUCAAAAUCCCAGUCAAAGAAUUCAUGAACUACUUCCAUGCCCUUGAAAACGGUUACAGAGACAUACCAUAUCACAACAGGGUCCACGCCACAGACGUUCUUCAUGCAGUGUGGUACCUCACAACGCAGGCUGUGCCGGGUCUGCCUAGCCUCAUAGCUGACCACAGCUCUGCCAGUGACUCAGACUCUGACAGUGGAAUAACACACAGUCACAUGGGCUUCCUGGUUUCAAAGACCUACACUGUGUCAGAGGACGGUUACGGCUGCUUGUCAGGACUCAUACCGGCUCUGGAGCUAAUGGCCCUCUACGUGGCCGCUGCCAUGCACGACUACGACCACCCGGGCCGGACCAAUGCUUUCCUUGUGGCCACCAGCGCUCCACAGGCGGUGCUCUACAACGAUCGAUCCGUCCUGGAAAACCACCACGCUGCCUCAGCCUGGAACCUCUUCAUGUCCCGGACGGAGUUCAACUUCCUUGUUAAUUUGGACCACGUGGAAUUCAAGCGAUUUCGUUUCCUGGUCAUUGAGGCCAUACUCGCAACUGAUCUGAAGAAGCAUUUUGACUUCCUGGCAGAGUUCAAUGCCAAGGUGGGUGACGAUCCAUCCACGGGUAUUGAUUGGUCGAACGAGAACGACAGGUUGCUGGUGUGCCAGAUGUGCAUUAAACUGGCCGACAUCAAUGGGCCUCUGAAGUGUAAGGAGCUGCACCUGCAGUGGACAGAGGGCAUUGUCAACGAGUUCUAUGAGCAGGGAGAUGAGGAGUCCAGCCAAGGCCUUCCAAUCAGCCCUUUCAUGGACCGAGCAGCACCACAGCUGGCCAAACUCCAAGAGUCGUUCAUCACACAUAUCGUGGGACCGCUGUGCAAUUCCUACGACUCGGCCUUCCUCAUACCUGGACGAUGGGUGGAACCCAGCCCAGAUGCAGAGGAGCCGGACAUAACGGAGAACGAAGAGGAAGAGGAGGAGGACACUGCAGAGGAAGACGCAUCAACCUGCUCAGAAGCAUCACAGAAAGCAGCUCCCAAGAAGAGGAGGAGAGUCUUCUGCCAGAUCACGCAGCACCUGAUGGAGAACCACGAGAUGUGGAAGAAGGUGAUCGCGGAGGAGGCCUCGAAACCGGGCCAGGGAGCAGAGUCAGUCCAUUUAAACAAUGUAGCUGAGCCAAUCCUGGCUAUUCACGAGGAGGAGGAGGAGCCAGGCAGCAGAGAGGAGCUGGUGGAGGGAGAGGAUCCAGAGGAGGGACUGGAGGAACCAGAGUGGCCUGUGUCCCCGCAGGAAGACUCUGAACCCCCACAGGAACUAGAGGAUGAGGACCCACAGUGA